AUGAUCCUAGCCCUUAUAGUGGUAAAAGGAACCUUGGAGACUCCAGUUGUUGAAGAAAUCUUGUUCACUCCAGUGGUAGAUGGAACCUUGGACACUCCAGUGGUAGAAGGAACCUUGGACACUCAAGUGGAAGAAGGAACCUUGGACACUCCAGUGGUAGAAGGAACCUUGGACACUCAAGUGGAAGAAGGAACCUUGGACACUCAGGUGAAAGAAGAAACCUCGGACACUCCAGUGGUAGAAGGAACCUUGGACACUCAAGUGGAAGAAGGAACCUUGGACACUCCAGUGGUAGAAGGAACCUUGGACACUCAAGUGGAAGAAGGAACCUUGGACACUCAGGUGAAAGAAGAAACCUCGGACACUCCAGUGGUAGAAGGAACCUUGGACACUCAAGUGGAAGAAGGAACCUUGGACACUCCAGUGGUAGAAGGAACCUUGGACACUCAAGUGGAAGAAGGAACCUUGGACACUCAGGUGAAAGAAGAAACCUCGGACACUCCAGUGGUAGAAGGAACCUUGGACACUCAAGUGGAAGAAGGAACCUUGGACACUCAAGUGGUAGAAGGAAUCCUGGACACUCCAGUGGUAGAAGGAAUGCAAGGAAGAGGAUUGGCCGCUGCUACCCACAGCACAGUCAUUAUGUUCCAUCUUGUCAUGUUUUCACCUCCUCCUGUCACUGCAUCUCCUCCCUCUCCUCGCUUUACAUCUCCCUCUCUUCUUCCUCCUCAUUGCUCCACAUCUUUUCCUGCCACAGCAUCUAUGAAACAUCCAACUGCAAGCUCCUCCCCUGUUCCAAAUCCAACUCCCAGCUCUCCCAUCUUCUUCAGGGGAGAGCACCAUAUCCUCUUAAACUUUUAUCCAUGUGUUCUACUGUUCCAGGAUCUUACAUAUCAGAGUAAGGAACAUUUGUAUUAG
This is a messenger RNA of Saccostrea cuccullata (small rock oyster), 918 nucleotides long. RefSeq lists its product as uncharacterized. The coding region runs from base 1 to 918 and encodes 305 amino acids. The transcript is spliced from 3 exons. Lineage: Eukaryota; Metazoa; Mollusca; Bivalvia; Ostreida; Ostreidae. The record is from RefSeq and is a predicted model, not a curated record.